AUGGGUAUCGAGAGUGUCUUACAAACUGCUAGUCGUGCUGACUAUAGCUUCAAGAAUAUCCCUGUCAUUGAUGUAGAAGGAUUGGAGAGUGAGGAUCUGGUUGUUCGACAGCAGCUUGCAAGAGAUAUCCGCAAUGCUUGCAUUAAUAUCGGGUUCUUCUACGUCAAGAAUCAUGGGAUACCCGAGAAGAGCAGCUUCGGAGCUGUCAAUGCCGGGAAGAAGUUUUUCGCCCUCCCUGAAGAAAUCAAACAGAAGUACAACCUUAGGAAAUCUCCGAAUUAUACAGGAUAUACAGCGAAUUUCGACGAGAAUAAUGAUCCUGCUGGUAGGGGAGACCUCCAUGAAGCAUUCGAUGUCGGGCCCGACAAGAGUUAUUCGCACAAGCAAAGCGAGAUCCCUGCCAAUCCGUGGCCUAAUACCGAGGUUCCCGAAUUUAAAGACUGUGCAUUGAGUUUUUACAAUGCUGCAGCAGAGUUCGGGAAAAAGCUCUUUCCUAUCUUUGCACUUGCGUUAGGUGUUCCGGAGAAUUUUUUUGAUGACAAGACAAAAGAGGACGCCAUAGUUAUGCGCGUUAUUCGUUAUCCUCCGCAAACUGGGCCUCAUGAUGAUAGAGUCAUAGGAAUAGGCGCUCAUAGCGACUUUGAGGUUUUUACACUGUUGUGGCAAGAACCGGGUAUUGAAUCACUCCAAGUCAUGGAUGCCAAUAAAGAGUGGAUAAAUGCAACACCCAUUCCCGGCACACUUGUCGUUAACGUUGGAGACCAGCUCUCCAGAUGUGCAAAUGACGUAUUCAAGUCAACUGUUCACCGAGCCGUCAACCGGUCUGGAGUCGAACGGCACUCGAUGCCUGUCUUCUUUAACUUUGAUUACAAUGUCAAACUGGAGGCCAUUCCUAGUUGUGUCUCUGCUGAGCAUCCACCAAAAUAUGAAGUUAUCACUGCAGGCGAGUAUGUUAAGUCACGGAUGGAUACAAUUUACAACUACAAGUAGCAAGGGCAAAACCUUGAAUAUUUGCUUGUGUCUUGUAUAUUCGCC
Fomitiporia mediterranea MF3/22 is the source of this 1035-nucleotide messenger RNA. RefSeq names its product 2OG-Fe oxygenase. The coding region runs from base 1 to 990 and encodes 329 amino acids. NCBI's taxonomy places the organism in Eukaryota, Fungi, Basidiomycota, Agaricomycetes, Hymenochaetales, Hymenochaetaceae. The transcript has 10 exons. The record is from RefSeq and is a predicted model, not a curated record.